AUGAGCUCAGCAUCACCACAACCUGAAGAAGCAGCUGCAGCAGCUGGAUCUCCAUCUGAGUUCUUGAAGAACAUCGUAGGGAAAAGAGUGAAAGUGAGAAUAGGUAGUGGGGUAGAUUAUCAUGGCCUCUUGACAUGUCUAGAUGGAUAUAUGAAUGUAGCACUUGAAGAAACUGAAGAAUGGGCGAAUGGCAGAAAGACAGCAGAGUAUGGAGACUGUUUCCUUCGAGGUAACAAUGUCCUUUAUAUUUCAGCAUUAGAAGAUUUAUAA
This is a messenger RNA of Kwoniella shivajii, 270 nucleotides long. RefSeq names its product U6 snRNA-associated Sm-like protein LSm6. The record is from RefSeq and is a predicted model, not a curated record. Gene Ontology annotation, cellular component: nucleolus; P-body; sno(s)RNA-containing ribonucleoprotein complex. The coding region runs from base 1 to 270 and encodes 89 amino acids. NCBI's taxonomy places the organism in Eukaryota, Fungi, Basidiomycota, Tremellomycetes, Tremellales, Cryptococcaceae. Gene Ontology annotation, molecular function: RNA binding. The transcript is spliced from 3 exons. Gene Ontology annotation, biological process: mRNA splicing, via spliceosome; maturation of SSU-rRNA.